AUGAGUUUCUUAUGGGAUUGGUUCACAAGUAUUUUAUCAACUCUCGGUUUACAUAAGAAAAGUGGUAAACUCGUCUUUCUGGGUCUUGAUAAUGCUGGCAAAACAACUUUGUUGCAUAUGCUUAAAGAUGAUCGACUUGCACAACAUGUACCCACAUUACAUCCAACUUCGGAAGAAUUAGUUAUGGGAAAUAUGAAAUUUACAACAUUUGAUUUAGGUGGUCAUGCUCAGGCUCGUCGUGUAUGGAAAGAUUAUUUUCCGGCUGUUGAUUCAAUUGUUUUUCUUGUUGAUGCAGUUGAUCGAGGUCGUUUUGCUGAAACGAAAGCUGAACUUGAUAGUUUAUUAACAGAUGAACAAGUAGCUAAUGCACCUAUUGUUGUCCUUGGAAAUAAAAUUGAUUUACCGGGUGCUGUCAGUGAACAAGAACUUCGUUAUGUACUUGGUAUUUCAACAGCGACAACCGGAAAAGGCAAUGUUGCACGUUCGGAUAUUGCUGGUCGUCCAAUGGAAUUAUUUAUGUGCAGUGUACUAAGACGUGAAGGUUAUGGAGAAGCCUUCCGAUGGCUAUCACAAUAUCUUUAUGGAUGUGAUAUUUGGAAAGCAGCUGAAUGUCCACCGGGACCAUCGAUAGAUGAUGAAGAUUUAAUGAAAUCACAUUUAUAUACUGAAGAACAAUUACUUGCAUAUUGUGAUUCAGGUAAAACAUAUGCAAAUUGUAUCAAUGAACAUUUACUUUGUUGUGAUAUGCGUACGGAAUAUUCAGCUGCAUUAGCAUCAAUUGAUGUUCAACUUAAACGUAAUGCAUUACGUGUUGGAAGAUAUUGUGCUGAUAUUAAUGAAACAAAUCCAAUACAAUAUAAAUGUCGAACAACAAUACAAACAUUACCAGGUAAAAGAUAUCGUUCCACAACUACAGCAACACCUGUGUGUAAUUUAGAAAAAGCUGGAAAACAAUGUAGUCCAAUAAUUGAAAAUCGUGUUCGAUUUGAUCGUCGAUGGUCGGCACAAGAAAAAGCGAAAUGGUGUAAAGAUACAUAUGAAUAUCAUAUAUGUGCAUCAACAUAUAUAACAAAUUGUACAUUCACGUCUGUUGCAGCUGAUUUUGCUCAAUUAACAGUUUUUCUUGAUUAUAUUGAAAAAUCUGCUAAUCGUGAAUGUCCAGGUGGUCUGUAUGGUUGUACAGAUAAAUCCGAUAAUGAUACUCGUUGUCAAGAUCGAGAUCCUCCUUCAAACUCUUCUUCGUAUUUUUUAUUGUAUCUUUAA
Adineta steineri is the source of this 1263-nucleotide messenger RNA. The record is from the annotation of a GenBank genome assembly. Lineage: Eukaryota; Metazoa; Rotifera; Eurotatoria; Adinetida; Adinetidae.